This is a messenger RNA of Spinacia oleracea (spinach), 627 nucleotides long. RefSeq lists its product as uncharacterized. The record is from RefSeq and is a predicted model, not a curated record. Bases 1 to 627 code for a protein of 208 amino acids. The transcript has a single exon. Lineage: Eukaryota; Viridiplantae; Streptophyta; Magnoliopsida; Caryophyllales; Amaranthaceae.
AUGAAAGAAAUCGUACAAAGUUAUCUUGUUUCCAAGAAAUGGAAAACCCGAUUAUCUGGACGUUUUCCUAGUUUGAUUGUCGAAGAUCCAUUAGCAAUGCAAAAUAUCAAAUACAAUUCAAAAGUUGCUGAUGAAGAGAGAUCGAAAUUCGUAAGUUGGGUUAAUCAUAUUGUGGAUGAACAUCAAGGUCCUUAUAUAAACGAAUUCAAGGUUGUUUUCGAUCUGGAUAAUAGUUUCCAAUAUGAUAUUGAUAAAUGGGUGGAUUAUGCAAUAGCGAAACGAGCAAAGAAGCUAGUGUUACACUUGAAACCACCAGGGGCAUAUUAUCAACAAGAACAAAAGCGUUAUACUUUUCCAGAUGAAUAUUGUAAGGCAACCACUUUUGGUUUCAGGAACGCGAUUACAUCAUUGAGUCUAAAUGACGUGAAUAUAACUUUAGAAAUGGUUGAAAACCUUAUUAAGAAUUGCCUGUUUCUUGAGUACCUUUGCAUUGAAGAGGCGCCAUAUUUAUCCUGCAUUAGAUCAUCAGUUUCUUCUUCUUCAUUGAAACAUUUACAAGUAUCGCGUUGUAAUAAAAUGGAACUCAUCGAUAUAUCUGUUCCGAAACUCUUGUCCUUUGCAUACUAG